CUCAGUCCACAGCACCGGAGCCGGAGCAUGCUCUCCGUCGGCGGCCGCCUCCACGGCGGAGCUCCCCCAUGGCGAAGGCCCCGCCACCGCUCCUGCCUCGCGUCUCCGCCGGCCUGCAGCAACAGCAGCGGCGGCGACCCCGAGAAGGCGAGACCCGUGCUCUCGGAGAGGUACCGGGACGGCGCCGCCAAGAGGUAUCUGUUGGACGGCGACUCGAAGCUGCAAGUCCACUGGGAGAAGCAUGACUCGUCGAUGAACACUGCUGAGGACGAAAAUGUGAAGUCUUCGAUUCCCCAGGCCAUCAGGGAUUUUGUGCUUCCAGCAGGGUUUCCAGAGUCUGUUUCGGACGACUACCUGCAGUACAUGCUACUGCAGUUCCCAACAAACGUGACAGGGUGGAUCUGUUACACACUGGUUACAUCAAGUCUUUUGAAGGCUGUAGGUGUUGGGUCCUUUACUGGAACUUCAGCAGCUGCCUCUGCCGCUGCUAUCAGAUGGGUAUCAAAAGAUGGCAUAGGAGCUUUUGGGCGUAUUCUCAUUGGUGGACGUUUCGGAACGCUUUUUGAUGACGACCCAAAGAAAUGGCGGAUGUAUGCAGACUUCAUUGGGAGUGCUGGAAGCAUCUUUGAUCUCACCACUCCCCUAUAUCCUGGUUACUUCCUCCCACUUGCAUCAUUGGGGAAUCUUGCAAAGGCUGUAGGAAGAGGAUUUAGAGAUCCUUCUAACCGUGUUAUCCAAAAUCACUUCUCGAAGUCUGGAAAUCUAGGGGAGAUCGCUGCAAAGGAGGAAGUAUGGGAAGUAGGUGCUCAGUUGUUAGGCCUUUCUAUCGGUGUACUUAUUCUGGACACACCAGGCAUACAGUCGUCAUACUCAACUCUUACUUUGACAUGGCUGGGCGUCCGCCUUCUACAUCUUUGGUUUCGCUAUCAGUCCCUAAUAGUUCUCAAGUUCCGCACAGUAAACCUAAAACGUGCUCGGAUUCUUGUGAGAUCACAUGUUGCGCAUCAUACAGUUCCUGGCUAUGUUGCUUGCAACGAGGGAGAGAAUAUUUUAACAUGGGAGAGAUUCUUGCGUCCCCAAAUAUCUUUUGGUGUGCCCAUGGAGAGGAUGCUUGGUGGAGAGGAUUCCACUAACAUGGUAAAUAGGCUAGUGAAGCUGUACAAGAAUGAGAAGUACAUCCUCUAUGUUGAGCAGCUUGGAUCAAAUGAGCCAGCAUUUCUGGUCACAUUCAAGGAGGCAGCAGCGAGCAUGUCGGUCCUAAGAAGCCUAUGGCAGGCACACUGGCUUCACGAACAUCAGCUAAAGCCAAACCACGAUGUUUUCGAUUGGCUAGAAGAGAGCCUCACUGCAUUGGGGGAUGAAUUUGAUGACUUCAUCGACCAAAUGGAGGGAGCUGGCUGGGAUCAAAGCCAGAUCUUUCUGAAGGUGCCAAAAGAACCUGUCCUUGUGCUGGAGCAUCUUGACCAAGAGGCAUAAGAAACAAAUUUUGGGGUUUGAUUGAUGCUAACCUAAUACAUUCAAACAGAACAACAAACUGAAAGUCCAAAUCCUUCGAUGACAGAGAUGUUUAGCGAGAUAACAAUCGUAUAGUGCGAGUUUUUUUUUUGUUGACAUGUGGCCUAAUGUUGUAAAAGAAUCAGAAAUUCACUGCUAGUGCAUUAGUUGGUUUUGCUAUAAGAUAUCCAACUCAUGUUCUGUCCCAGUGACAUAAUCUCAU
Molecule: messenger RNA, 1717 nt
Organism: Lolium rigidum
Lineage: Eukaryota; Viridiplantae; Streptophyta; Magnoliopsida; Poales; Poaceae
Product: protein root UVB sensitive 5-like
Exons: 15
Coding region: 28-1476 (482 amino acids)
Source: RefSeq, a predicted model, not a curated record